Sarcophilus harrisii (Tasmanian devil) is the source of this 11991-nucleotide messenger RNA. It is a transcript of the gene SLC24A2, whose product is annotated as solute carrier family 24 member 2. Gene Ontology annotation, biological process: intracellular calcium ion homeostasis; long-term synaptic depression; long-term synaptic potentiation. NCBI's taxonomy places the organism in Eukaryota, Metazoa, Chordata, Mammalia, Dasyuromorphia, Dasyuridae. The transcript has 11 exons. Gene Ontology annotation, molecular function: calcium, potassium:sodium antiporter activity; calcium channel activity. Gene Ontology annotation, cellular component: membrane. The coding region runs from base 549 to 2555 and encodes 668 amino acids. The record is from RefSeq and is a predicted model, not a curated record.
ACACAGGGAUGGAGAGACAUUCAGAAGCGAGAGCCUGCUACAGCACCGCUGAACCCAGCAUAUAGGAAAGAGGGAGGGGCCAGAGGGGGCGGAGGGAGCAGCUUGGCCAGGGUGCAGCACUGAUUGCGGCUCCCGCUGGUCAGUCUCAUCCCGGAGCUUGUCCUGAGGCUGGGAAGAGAAGCCUGUUUGAGAGAACCUGUGCCUUUGCGGCCAGACCUCUGGAAAAGGAAUGGAAUAAGUGGGAGGUGGAGAUAAAGGAAAGAGAGAAAGAGACAGAGGGAGGGAGGGAGGGAGGAAGAAGGUGAAGGACGAUUCCAGAGGAAAGCAAAAGGGAACAACGGCUGCACUUCCACUGAUGUUGGAACGGGAACGAGCCUAGUGCAGGCAUAAAUGAAGAGUGGUUUUCACAUGAAAUAAAAAAGCGCUUGAAUAUAGAAGAACAUUGCAAGCAUCAUUUUAAACCUAAAAAUAUCAGGGAAAAAAGUAUGAAAGAGCAAUCUUAUUGAUCUUCAAAAUUGGAAACUACCAUAUCCACUAGAAGAUACAGAAUGGCCCUGCCUCAAACCUUUACCACUAGCUUUCUUGAAGAAUGGUGCUUGGAUAAAUCACUAUCUGGCUGCAGGAAGCACCAGAAUGUCUGGAAAAAACUGAGACAAAUACGCAUUGUAGGGCUCUUCAUGGGCAUAAUGGCCAUUUGCACGUUCUCACUUUCAACUAGUGCCUUUUUCAAGAUAGAGACACACAGCACAGAUCGGGCCAACAGUUUAGGUCAUUCGGAAUUAAUGUCUGGAUACCAUCAAAGAACUCUGUUAGACUUAAAGGAGAAGGUUCAGGAUGGUACUCCAGAGCCGUAUUCUACACAAUAUGAAAAUGCAACUGAACCUCCUCAAGGAGAUUAUCCAAGAGACCUCUUUUCCCUUCAAGAGCGAAGAAGAGGUGCAAUAAUUCUUCAUGUCCUCGGAAUGAUCUACAUGUUCAUUGCCUUAGCCAUAGUCUGUGACGAAUUCUUCGUUCCUUCUCUGACAGUCAUCACUGAAAAGUUGGGUAUUUCUGAUGACGUAGCUGGGGCAACUUUCAUGGCUGCUGGGGGCUCAGCUCCAGAACUUUUCACAUCUCUGAUAGGAGUCUUCAUAGCUCAUAGCAACGUUGGCAUUGGUACAAUUGUAGGCUCAGCAGUAUUCAAUAUCCUAUUCGUUAUUGGGAUGUGUGCGUUGUUUUCAAGAGAGAUCCUAAACCUUACCUGGUGGCCACUCUUUAGGGAUGUCUCAUUUUAUAUUAUUGACUUGAUCAUGCUUAUAAUUUUUUUUCUGGAUAAUCUCAUCACAUGGUGGGAGAGCUUGUUGCUGUUAACAGCUUAUAUUCUCUAUGUGACUUUCAUGAAAUUCAACGUUCAGGUGGAAGCAUGGGUGAAGCAAAUGCUAAACAGAAACAAAGUUGUGAAAGUAACUGCAGCCACAGCAGCAGCAGCAGCAGAGAAUGAUGCAAAGUUAUCUACUACUGCCAAGGACAAGGACGAACAACCUCUAACGACUAAACCACGGCUCCAGCGAGGUGGUAGCUCUGCUUCUUUGCAUAAUAGUCUGAUGAGGAACAGCAUCUUCCAGCUUAUGAUUCAUACUCUUGACCCACUUGCUGAAGAGCUUGGAUCAUAUGGAAAACUAAAAUAUUAUGACACAAUGACUGAGGAAGGACGCUUCAGAGAAAAGGCUUCAAUACUUCACAAGAUUGCCAAGAAGAAAUGUCAGGUGGAUGAUAAUGAAAGACAUAAUGGGACUGCCAACCAUAUGGAAAAAAUAGAGCUCCCAAACAGUACAAGUGUUGAAGUGGAAGUAACACCACCCAAUGAAGGUUCAGGACCUGUGCAAAAUGGAAAUCUCUCCCAUGGCAUUGAAUCAACAGAAAUACAGGCUUCAGAUACAGGUGAAGAUGAGGACGACCAGCCACUCAGCUUGUCCUGGCCAACUAAUACCCGCAAACAGAUUACCUUCCUGAUCGUUCUUCCCAUCGUGUUUCCACUAUGGAUAACCCUCCCUGAUGUCCGAAAACCUGCCUCAAGGAAGUUUUUUCCUAUCACAUUCUUUGGAGCCAUCACCUGGAUAGCCGUUUUCUCUUACUUGAUGGUCUGGUGGGCACAUCAGGUUGGAGAAACAAUUGGUAUUAGUGAAGAAAUCAUGGGCCUCACCAUCUUGGCUGCUGGGACUUCUAUCCCUGACCUCAUUACCAGUGUCAUAGUGGCUCGGAAAGGACUUGGGGAUAUGGCAGUGUCCAGCUCUGUUGGGAGCAAUAUCUUUGACAUUACAGUGGGACUCCCACUGCCCUGGCUCUUGUAUACUACAAUUCACAAAUUCAAACCAGUGACCGUCAGCAGCAAUGGUCUCUUCUGUGCAAUUGUUCUUCUCUUCAUCAUGCUACUUUUCGUCAUUAUCUCCAUCGCCCUCUGCAAAUGGAAGAUGAACAAAAUCCUGGGAUUCAUUAUGUUUGGCCUGUACUUUGGAUUCCUGGUAGUCAGUGUCCUCCUGGAGGACAGAAUUAUCAUGUGUCCCAUAUCCAUAUAGCUGGAAAAGCCAUUUCUUAAAUAAAUAAUUAAGACAGCAAUGGAUGGUCCCCAAACCCUAUCCUCUCUCAGCCCGGGUCCUCUAAACCCUCUGAAGAAGAAGCAGAUAGCACAUAGCGCUAUAUUUUUGUAAAGCUUAUCUCCUUGACUUAAGGAGGGAUGGAUUCCAAGUUCACUUCAUGUGCUGCUGCCUCUAUCACUGAUUGUCACAGCCACACAGAAGAAACAAGGGCAGUCAUUUUGUGGCUUUUCUCUACUCGCCACUGACAGGCCGUACUCCUCGCUGGUCGGAGGUACAUAAUGCUAUAACAACAUGAGCUAUAAUGUCAGCUAUAUGUAUACAUAUAUACAUAUAUAUAUAUAUACAUAUACAAACCACCUGUUUCUAUGUAUUACAACUCUCUUUCCAUACAUAUAUUAACAUAUGCUUAAUACACACAUGAAGAAAGAAGAAAUAUAUAUACGUAUAAAUAUGUAUCACUUCAGGGAUAGCUCUAGUAUUUGUUUAGUACCUAUUUGAGGAGGGGUACCAACUUUCAGUCUGGACUUGUUGGAAAGUGUCAUCUAGUAAAAUUAGGAUUGGACAAGGGAAGGAUUGCCUUGAGCAACAUUCUUCCCUGGAACCAACAUCUAAGUUAGGCUCUUGAAAUGGAAAAGAUUUUAGAAAUUGUUAGAAUCACUUAGUGGAGAGGAGCAAUAUUGUAUUUCAUAAAAACUGUACCACCCUAUAGUUGCCCCUAAAUGCUCCUACAAAUUGGACUGAGAAGCCAGAAUAGCCAGUCUGCAUGUGUAGUGACAGUUUGGAACCCACAGGGUUCCUCGAGCCACUUAGCUAUAAAAACCAAACUGACAUUUUGGAGAGGGGAAUGAAAAUGAAGGUUCUCCUCCUAUCACUCCAGCAUGCAAGUAGAUUAUAUGACUGCUAAAUCAAUUAGCUUUAUUCCUAAAACAGCAAGACUAUAUAAACUAUACCCCUGUCAUUCUGAUGCUCUUGCCAUCAUUAUCAUGAAAAGAAAAAGAAAGGUAUUUGAGCUGUAAUUGUUACCUAUAUCACUUUUCCAGUAUCAUCAGAUCUUUACCUAGUUUGAAAAAAAAAUUAACUUUUAUGGAAUGAAUUACUGUCCUGAGGGAAGAUCUCUUUGGGCAUAUAGUUCUUUUAAAAACUCUUUCAGGGUGAUAACAGAUGACCUUAGUGCCAGAAAAGUCAUUAGCCCUACUAGAGAGAUGUAGUUCAGAAGGAAAAUGCAAGUUAGGGAGAUGUUUAAGGAAAUAGUGUUGAAGCUAAGCAUUCUACAGUGAGGUUUCUUUCUGACCUCUGAGUUACUAUGUUCUGGGCCAAAUGUAGGGCUUGUUUCAGAUCAGUAUUUGGUUAAAGGUCAUGCAUGUCACUGUUUGUACAUUUUCUACCAUCUUCAGAUAUACUGCUGGCAUGUACCCUGCUUGUAGGGGAGAUAGAUUGCUAAGGGCUACACAUGACAAUUUUUCCAUGCUGUUUUCAGAGCUGAUUGCAGAAAGGCUCUUGAUACAUGAAUUUUCUCAAUGUCACAUAGGCAAUCCAUCAUUUUUCAUUCAGUAUCUCCAUCUCUAAUUUAUUUUUUGUGUGAUUCUGCAUCUCUAUAUAAGAGCAGAGAGGAAAACUGACCCUAUCCCCCUUACUAACCCCCCCCUACAAAAAGACAAUUGGCAAACAAGAAAAGCAAAUGUUUCAUUUCUUCAGAAUUGUAAUUGCAACAAAUAAAAAAAAAAACAAAUAAAAAAAUCUGAAUUCAGGAUGCCCCAAUUCUUUAUUCAUCCCACUGGACCUCUCUGUUGAUAUAUAUCAUGCUGUAUGUGUCAUACCACACAAUUGGGGGAUUGGAUAUCCAUUGGUCUUCAUUAUGUCAUGUCACAGGGAUCAUCAGUUAUUUUAUUAUAGUCAGGUAUGGAAAUGCAUGCACAUGAUCACAAAGGGAGACAGUAUACAAGACCUAUUGAAAAGAAAGAAGAGAGGAGGUCACCAAUCCCAAAUCAAUCAGUUCUCCAUAGCAACUGUAGAGUAUCCAGCCCUUCAUUGACACAUGGCUCCUGAUAAAACUAUUAUACACACACACACACACAUCACACUCCUAAAUGGAGAUUACUAUUACAAAGGAACAAAAUAAGACAAGUAAACAGGGCCCUCCAUCCACAUUUGCUUUCAAAUGUUGUCUCCCAUUCUACCAUCCUACCAUUCUCACCUUCCUUUAUCCACAUGCCUUUACAAGGUGUGUGUGUGAUAGUAAAACGUACCCUAUGGUUUUAAAAAACUGGGACUCCAAUUACACCAUGGAAUUUAUACUUUCAAGGCUACAGACCAGGGUCAUAAUUCCCCAUAAAUAGUUUUUACCUAAUGAGAGUUAGCAAGCUGAAGUAAAUAGAGAACUAGCAUCAGAGUCAGUAAAACCUAGAUUCAAUUCCUUCUUGGAAUAUAUGCUAGUUUUAUGACCAUGAGAAAAAUCACAUAAUCUCUGAACAUCCCUUGGCAAUUCUCCAUGAUAGUGAAUUGUAAAACCGUUACUAACCUCCACUGGUCACAUACUGGAAUACCAGCCUUACAUCAAUGAGGCAGCCAGAUGACCUAGUGGAAAGAGAACUGAGGAAAACUGAAGUUUGAAUCUACUCUCAGAUGCUUUGUAGUUAAGUGAGCCAGACAAAUUUCUCUCUUAGCUUUCCUUGGCUUCAUCUUCCUCAUCUGUAUAAUUAGGGAAUUCAACUCUAUAACCCUUAAGAUUCUUUCUAGCUCUAAAUCUAUGAUCCUACAAAAUCACAAGUCUGUACUAAAAAAGACACAUACACACACACAGGUACGUGUGUGUGUGUAUGUUAGAUAUAUAUAUAUAUAUAUGUACAUAUAUAUGUAUAUAUUCCCAAAAUAAAUCUUUUACAGCUAAAUAGGAAAAGAAGAUUAUCUAGACAUAUGAUUUAAUCAAUAGAACUUUCCAUGGGGAAACAUUCUCUAUUAAUAUACAUCAACAUCUUAUUUGUAAUUUAGAGUUUUGAAGACUAAUCUAAGCUACUUCCCUAUGGUUACAAAACUAGUAUAUGUUCCAGAAAAGUCUUGAACUCAUAAUAUCCUCACCCCUUCCUGACUAUCAACUUUGCCUUUGUCCGAUAUAUCCACAUAUUUGGGGGUUCCUAUAUAAAUGUGCACUCUAUCUGUGUGCAUACAACUAUAUACAAACAUUCUCUUCUUGUUUUUUCACCCCAUUCUGUUAGGCUUCAUUGAUGGGAUUUGAUUGCCUCUGCCCACACAGUUCAGGAAGUAUUAAAUGCAAUAGUGAGUUAUCUGUUUUCACCUAUCAUUAUAACCAAUCCCUCACAAUUGAUUUUUUUAUUGGACCUAUUGAGGAAAUUGCUAUUUAGAUAAUUGAUUAAUUGGGUUUUUUCCCAUGAAAACCCUGAUGUAUUUAUUUGCUUUACACCCCAUCCUCUUAAGUGUUGGACACAAUUGGAUAAGGAAAGCACUCAUGCAAAUGGAGUCUGCAAUAAGAAAUGUAAUAAGGUGACAACUAGAUAUUUAGAGAGAAAAAUGAGAGCCAUGAAUCUAUCCCCCUUGAUCCACCCAUCAGUAGAAGCAUCUGUCUGCCUAUGAAUCUCUGUCCUGAGCCUGCAUAGACAUUGUAAAAUACAACUAAGCUACAAAAUACUCUCUACACAUUCAAAUUUUCAUUUCACUGCCACCAAUGGCAUUGUAACUGUACAGAACAGGACCAGUAAUCAUCAAAAAAUUUCAGAAAAAUAAGUAGGCAUGCUAAUAUUUUUACAGACAAGCAUGUGUAUUUAUACCAUCUCCAUCAAGUUCUGUGUUCAUUAUUGAAUUUAAUGACAUUACAUAUCAUAAGGAGCAUAGCUAUACAAUGACUAGCCUCAAUUCCAUAAAGAUCCAGUUUUAGCUAUUUCUUAUUUCAAGAUGAAUUUAUUUAAUAGCCACUCCAUUGGAGUUCUAGGGGAGGGGUAUGAUAGAUGUUGCUACUUUAAAGACAAAAAGUUUUUGUUAUAGCAAUUGAGUAGAGAACUAUUUUCAUAGAGAACAAUACUGAGCCAUCAGGUGUAUGUCUUGAUAUCUGGACUACUCUUGUCAAAGCAUGAAGUAGAAAAUGGAUUAGACUAAUGGAUAGAUUGAUUAGACUGAACAGAUUUAGAUACAAAGAAAUUGCCACAACUGUUGUAAGUCUACAUAAAUAGUUAGAAUUUUAAUUUAAUUUCUGUGGUCUAAGUCUAUUUCUGGCCUGUGGGCACCUAAAAUAAUUGAAGGUCCAGCUCUUCUCAUGACUACACCAAAGAGAGCUUUGACAUAUGCAUGAGAUCCUAUUUUUCAGAAAUCACAAAGGAAAUGAUGAAUUGUUGAAUAAAAUAUAUUCACUGAAUAUUGGGAGCAGUUGGUAUUUCAUUUAGUCUGCAUGCCCUGUGUGCAUGAAUUUCUCCUGCAAAUGCCCAGGAGGGCCAACCAUGCAUGGAACAGGAGAAAUCACCUGCUCAAGGUUUGGCAUCUCAUUCUUGCUAUGUGUGCACUAUUUUGAUAUGACCUGUUGUUUUCAUAGGCUCAACUCAAAGAUCAAAUUAUAGUAACCUCAGAGGUCAUCUAGUUUAUCACUAUAAUUUCAGGGCAAGAUCACACCAAAAUCAAGCCAAACCAAGCCAGACAUAUGCUUUUUCAAAAAAGAUUCCCAACAAGAAGAUUCUACAGCCUCUCUCAAAUUCUGAGGCCAGAAAAAUUACUCUUAAAUCUAAGCCAAAUCCUUCAUGCCCCAGUACAAGUCUGUUUGUCCAUAUUUUGCCCUAAGAAUGAUGAAGAAUAGUGAGACAAUUUCUCCCUUCCUCCUUGUUUAAUCAUCCUACUUUCUUUAGUUUUUAUUCCUGAUUCUAGAGCUAGGAUAAAAAAAGCAUGUAUCCUUUACAAGGCUUGAAAAUUAUACACCAUCACUAUUCCCACUAUAUGAGCUUUCUCUAUCAAGCAUUCAAUUUGACUUAACAUAAAAUAAAAUAGCAAUAAGCAUUAGAGAGUAGAAUAGUGGAAAAGGAAAUUGAAAUAUAUGUUUUAGUUCAAAUAUUAUUAAAUAACCCAUAUUGCACAUUAACUGUCUACUUUGCUUAAUUAGUCCUGGCUCUCUCUGGAUCUUUUUUUUUCCAAUACUUUUCAAUCCCAUGGUUUUCCUCUAGACUUUUCAAAAUUCUCCACGCUUUGAUAUUGAUCAAUUGUUUCCGAAGAAUUACACUUGAUUCCUAUACUAUUAUAGUGCCCAGUACGGUGGGACCUUGCUCAUAGAGCUAAAUGAUUCAAAAUAAUGUGGGACGUGUUGGACUUCAUUUGAUGUAUUCAUUUGGGAAAAUACUAAUAUAAUCUUGUCAUGAGGCAAAUAUAGGAGGUACUUGGUAAACAUUUCUUGAUUUAUUUUAUUGAUUCCAUGGUAGCAAAGCCCAAGAAUAGUCCAGAUAAUAGAACUUCCAUUAAUUUAAUAAUUUAUUGAGUUCUUAUUAGACUAACAAUUACACAAAUACAAAAUUUUAUAAAUCAGAGGAUGACAGAAGGAAGACCAACCAUUUUGGAACCCUACAAGAUGCUUCAGUUCAACUUUGUCAUUUCCAUAGCAAGCAUUCAAUCUUGUCAUUUUUUCAAUACAAUCUGUUUUUUCAUAACUUCAACUCAGAGAUCAGACAAUAGUAAAUUCAGAGGUCAUCUAAUCUAGCACUAUAAUUUCAGGGCAAUAAUUUCAGAGUCUGCUUGAUGCCAAUGAUGAAGGUUUGGUAUGAAUCAUAGGCUAAUUGAUAAGCAUGGGGAACAGAGAAUAGAGAAUGGCUCAUGGGUCAAGAGAGGAGCAGCAAGUGGUUCUUACAUUAUGCCAUAUUAUUAUGAUUUUUAAAUUAAAAUUUUGUGACAAGGCUUUGCUUUGAUAUUUCAAUAAAAACUAUCCAUAAAUGUAAAGCAAGAUACUUUACUUUUAUUGAUGUAAUGAAAAGAGAAUGGGAGGGAAAAAAGAUCAAAAUCUCCCACCACUCGAAUUCUAAAGAUAUUAAAAUAUAUACACAUACAUAUUGCUAUAUGGGUUUGGGAUAGACAAUCCCAUUCAAUAUAAUUUGAAUAAGUCACAGAUUCCUUCCAUUAUUAGAUAAAAUCAGAGGAAUAUAAAUGCCUUUGAGGUUUUUUAAUUAUUUGUAAUAUUGAACUUUAUAUUAUUCCAUGAGACAUAGAUGUCUUAAUUAAAGCCAUAAAAUAAUAAUAAUUCAAAUAUUCAGGUGUUUUGAAUGUAGAUAUUCAACUAAAUAAUAAUCCAUUAGUCACUUGUUUCAUAGUGAUUGUUGUAAACUAAAAUGUGUCUUUUCUGGGUUUUUUUGAAUACUUUUAACUGUUGUAUAAGGGCAAUCCUAUUUUCCUAAAAUAGAAUUAAAGCAUCUCCCAUUUUCAGAGAACUCUAUAUGAAAAUCGACUUAUAAAACAAAAAAAUCAGAAAUGAUUCUUCAUUUUACCAAAGCAUAUUUAAUUUUUACAGAAGAAACCAUCACCCCAGUUCCUUUAAAUGGCAUGCUCUCUUAAUGCAUUUGGAAUUUUUCAAUUUAAAAAAUGCAAUUUAACCCACAACAUUUCAAGCAAGGUAUAAGUAUAUGAGCAAAGGAAUUAAUAAAUUAGCAAACAUUUAUCAAAAUAUCAAAAGAUUUAUGACUACAUCAGUAGGUAUCUUCUCUCCACUGAUGUAUACCAUAUUCCCUCCAUGCCUUAGAGAUGUUCUUUCUGAGCUACUGUGGCCAAAAUAAUAAUAGUUGCUAUUGUUAUUGUUGUUGUUGUUGUUAUUGUUGUUGUUGUUGUUGUUGAUGUUGUUGUUACCUGUUAACCAGUGCUUUAGCAAUGAACCUCUCCAAUUUUAACUAAACUGGUCCUCCAACUACAGAAAUAGGAUCCAUCACUCAGCCCAUACUUAAAGCCUUUCCAGUUUGAUAUAGAAACUGUCAAAUCUUAUGUUCCAAAUGGCAUGGUCUUCAAGAAUCCAGGGUUCAUCUCCAUGCCAGGUGAGACAUUAGAUGGGACUUUUGCCAAGGAAAUUUAAAGUAAUAAACAAAUAUGUCCAUAUGUUAAUAUAGUUUAAGCCUAAAAAGUUCCUUUAUUUAAAAUGGCAAAUUUGUAAUGUAUCACUAUCUCUAGUUAGUCAUAGUUUAAGCAAAACAGUGGGUAAAAUAUAUGACCUGAAAGUAGAAAUGCCUGAGUUUGAACCUUCAAAAAACCUUCAAAUGCUUCAGUCAUUUACAAGGUGAAUGACCCUAAGAAAAGCUCUUAAAUUCUCUCAUUAAGUUCCACAAGAAGGAGGAAGGAGAAAAGAAGAAGGAGGAAGGAGAAAGGAGGAAAGAGAGAUUAUCCCCACAUAUAAUAUAUAAUAAUAUAUCAUUUUAUGAGGGAUAAUAAGACCAGCUAUCUUGCAAGGUUGCUGUGAGGAUCAAAUGAGAUUUUAUAUGUACACAUUUUUGCAAACCUCUAAAAAAUGCUACAUAAGUAUUAGCUAUCAUUUCUGUACCUUGUUUAUGGAUAUCUUAUUAAAAGCAUAUUUCUAAGAAAAUAUACUGCUGACUUUCCCCUUAAGGCUGCAGUAUCUGGCACAGUGUAUGACAGGUUGUAUUGAACAUAAUUAAUUACAAGUGAUAAUAGUAUUAAAAUUUGGACCAUCUUCCCACUCACUUCCCUACUGACACAUAUGUACCUAUAUUUUCCCAACAAAGCUAAAGGUAUUUUGUGUUAAUCAAAAAUACACAUUUCAUUAGAAACACAAAAUUUGAAUUGGAAGAAACUUGAAAUGUGAUCUUUUUUGGUCCAAUGAAUACCCAAAAAGAAUACCCACUCUGUAACAUACUUAAUAAAUGAUCAUUCAACCUCCACUUUAAAGCCUCCAACGAUAGGGAAUUCACCACCUCUCUAGGCAGCCCAUUUCACUUUUGAACAGUGUGAAUUAUUAAGAAGUUUUUCCUGACAUUGAGCCUAAAUUUGCAUCUUUUCAAUUUCCACCCGUUAUUCCUGGUUCUGUCCUCUGAGGCCAAUAGAAACCUACCUCAUUAUAUCUUUUUGAUGUGAUUCUUUAAUAAAAAUCCAAUAUAAAUUGACCUCAUUUUCCAGAGUUGUCUACCACAACUCAGGGUGGAAAUCCCUCUAGUUUUGGGCUAAAUCCAUAGAUAAAAACAACUAAAUAGUUAUUUCCUGUUAAAAUGUGUUUACAUUCAUUGGAGAGUUGGGUUAAUUCAAAAGGUGAGAAAAAAUAGAUAUGGAAUAUUUUAACCAACCAUUUCCUUCUGUUGAGAAUCAUCUUAUAAAAUAAUAGAAUCUUAUAAUAUGAAGAACAGCCCUGUAUUGAACAAGCAAACCCUUCAGCUACUAGUACUACUGUCUCCCAGCUUGACUCUGUAAAGAAACCUAAGAUGCAUACAAAAAGUUAAGGCUAAUUAUUGCUCCUACCAUUACUCAUAAAAUCUUCAGAAUCAAACUACCUUGUUUCUUCAAGAAGUCUCAAAUAGUGACCAGGAAAAAAAAGGAAGCAAAAAAAUACCAUCUUGCUGCACAGAUUUUCUUAAAUGCAAGAUAGAAAGAUAGUAUCUGGUUCUCCAUGCAGAAUACUAAUAAACAUUUAAUUUUUUAAAAUAAAGUAUCUGUUCAAACAAGAACCCAGAUCUAGAAAGGAGGAAUGAUCUGGACCUAUUUUAUGGAUAUGGGGAAACUCUUGGCAUGAAAACACCCCCAUUGAUACAGAUGAGCAACUUGAUCAUAAUUCGUGAUUUUAGGGAUUCACCCAAAGACUGAAAGAUUGACUGACCAUAGUCACUUGAAUGACUUGAAUGCAGAUCUUCUUUAUUCUAUAACAGGUCCUCUGUCACAGCUCAGAUUCAAUGGCCUAAAACAAAUAAUUAUCCUAUUGAAGGGCUAGGUUAGGGUGCAUUAGGAAUAACAAAUUGCCAUUUUAUAAAGGUCCUUUUUACUGGGAGAAACAUUCAUAUCCUUUAUUUAUUUCCUUUUAUUCUUUUUAAGAUUUUUAUCUGUCUUUCCCCCUCAAAUGAAGUUCUUAUCAUGUCAAUCAAUAAAAUUAAUUUGAUGCAGUUCCUAAUUUAUGUUCCUUGCCUUACAUGUUAGCAUUGACUCUUUUUCAUUGUAAGAUAAUAUAUGUCAAAACCACUGCAUUUUUUUCUCUAAAAUAUGAAUCUGUACAUAGGAUGAAAGCUAUACUCAUUUGUACAUAGGUCACUUGAGAUUCUGUGUUCUGUCUCAUGUUUUGCUCCAAUACAGGGGAUUUCACUGUGUUCCUGUUAUAUUUUUCACACUAAUGUGUCACCCACCUCUGUGUUACUACUCCUGAUGAUUAUUUGCUCAUAUACAAAUCCCUUUAUGCAACUAAAUCUUCUAAAUGUGAAAUGAUAAUGAUAAUAAUAACAAUAAUAAAAUACUCAAGUGA